AUGAUAGUAGCCAUGGUAGUCUAUAGAUUCCUCAUGCUAGACCAUGUCCUAGACUACAAUGACUACUACAACAUAUGUCGUGAAAAUGGAUUGAUCAUCGUUGGUGAUCCGCUCCCCCUUGUUAUUGAUUGUCUCUUUGUUAGUACUUCUCUCCUUGAUCUUGGUUCUCAUCGUCCAUGUCACAGUAGACAAUAUAGUGGACUGAAAGGAAAUUUAGAGUAG
Ilex paraguariensis (yerba mate) is the source of this 222-nucleotide messenger RNA. The record is from the annotation of a GenBank genome assembly. Lineage: Eukaryota; Viridiplantae; Streptophyta; Magnoliopsida; Aquifoliales; Aquifoliaceae.